AUGAUCCAGGAAGGGGAGACGCUCUUGAUAUGCUCCGAGUGUGGGAAGAGCUUCAACCGGAGCACAAACCUGACUCGGCACCAACGGAUCCACACGGGAGAGAAGCCGUUUAAAUGCUCUGAGUGCGGGAAGAGCUUCAGCCAGAAGAUGAACCUUACGCGACAUCAGAGAGUCCACACGAGGGAUAAACCCCAUGAGUGCUCGGCGUGUGGGAAGAGCUUCAGUCAGAGCACAACCCUGAAAAUACAUCAGAGAAUCCACACGGGGGAGAAACCGUACACAUGCUCCGAAUGUGGGAAUAGCUUCCGUCAGAAGAUAAAUCUCACCAGGCAUCAAAGAGCACACGCGAAAGAGAAACCCUGCAAAUGCCCCGAGUGUGGCAAGAGCUUCAGCCACAGCUCAAGCCUCAAUGACCAUCAGAGAAUCCACACAGGGGAGAAACCUUACAAAUGCCCCGAGUGUGGGAAGAGCUUCAGCCAGACCACCAGCUUUGCAUACCACCAGAGACUUCAUUCUAGAGGGAAACCACACCAAUGCCCCGAGUGCGGGAAAAGCUUCAGCCAUUGCUCAAACCUUAACGAACAUCGGAGAAUCCACACAGGGGAGAAACCGUACAAGUGCUCUGAGUGCGAGAAGACCUUCAGCCAGAAGAUAAACCUUGCGAGGCAUCGGAGGGUACAUACAGGAGAGAAACCAUAUCGGUGCUCGGAGUGCGGGAAGAGGUUCAGCGACGGCUCAAGCCUUAGUGCCCAUCAGAGAAUCCACACCGGAGAGAAGCCGUACAAAUGUGCCGAGUGUGGGAAAGGCUUCAGCCAACUCACCAACUUCACUUACCAUCAGAGAAUCCACACGGGGGAGAAACCCUACGAAUGCCCAGAGUGCGGGAAGAGUUUCAGCCAGAAGAUAAACCUUAUUAGACAUCAGAGAGUGCACAAAGGGAGGGCAUCCUGA
Molecule: messenger RNA, 951 nt
Organism: Podarcis lilfordi (Lilford's wall lizard)
Lineage: Eukaryota; Metazoa; Chordata; Lepidosauria; Squamata; Lacertidae
Source: the annotation of a GenBank genome assembly